Molecule: messenger RNA, 1665 nt
Organism: Aureococcus anophagefferens
Lineage: Eukaryota; Pelagophyceae; Pelagomonadales; Pelagomonadaceae
Exons: 3
Source: RefSeq, a predicted model, not a curated record
ACGGACGCGCGGACCAUCCUGGGCGUCCACGGCGCGCGCGGCUUCGACACGGUCAUCGCGUCGGACGUGCUCUACGACCCCAAGGACCUCGGGCCCUUCUUCGCGUGCGCGGUCUCGCUCAUGCGCCGCGGCGCGCCGCGGCGCCGCGGCCGCCGCGGGUCGUCGCGGGCCGCGGCCCGCGGCGCGUCGCCGCGCCCGGCGUCGCCGCGCGCGGCGGCGGCGGCGCCGCGCGCGGCGUCGCCGACGUCCGUCGCGGAGCUCGGCGCCGCGGCGCGGCCGCCGCGGCUCGUCCUCGUCUACGAAGACCGCCUCUUGGGCUUCGAGGACCUCCUCCUCGAGAGGGCGCGCGACGCGGGCCUCGUCGCGGAGAGCGUCGACUUCCUCGGCACCUUCUUCGACCCGGACCUGGACAUCGUCGACGGCGACGCGGGGACGCCGGCCUUCUUCUCCGAGAACUGCGUCGCCCCGGGGAGCGGCUCCUGGACCUCGCUUCGCCUGGACAGCAAGGUCGUCCAGAGCGUGUGCUACGACCGAGACAGCGAAGAGGAGCUCCUCGGCGCCGUCCACCCGCAGGACGCUCACAUGAACCACGAGGGGAAAAACCCACACCAUGUGGGCAAGGAGGACACGCCGGCGUACCGGGCGCUGAACGCGGCGAACGUGCUGUGCACGGAGCACCGCCGCAAGGACGUGAGCGACAUCUUCACGGGCGUCGACCGGCCGGCGAACACGGAUCGGGUCGCGAACCUCAAGACGCGCAGCCCCUAUUUUCUUCUCGGGCCCCUGGGCUGCUGCGCGUACCACUGCACGCACACGGAGCUCUUCGUCCCCGCCGGCCACGUCGGCUUCCUCAUGGACGACAAGAACCAGUACCUCUUCGCGCAGCCGGGCAUGGUCACGCCCGCGGGCGCGCAGAUCGAACUUAUGACCUGGCGGAACCUCAAGAUGAUCUACGUCCGGGCCGUCGCGCCCCAGCCGGCGCCCGCGGGCCUCAGCGCCGCGGCCGUCUCCGAGCCGCCCUGGCCCGAGCCGCAGCCGCGCGUCGAGGCCAUGGAGAUCUUCGCCGGGUCCGGGUCCAUGUCGCGCGCGCUGCGAGACGGCGGCGCCUCCGUCGUCGCCACCUGCGAGAACGACCCGCGCAAGGCGGGCGCCCUGGCCAACAGCCUUCCCGGCGUCCACAACUACGGUGACAUCCACGACGACUCCAUCGUGGGCCACACCGUGUCGCGGUCCGUCGAGGACGACUACGAGUGCAAGAUCGUCGAGGUCGUGCGCGACACGUCGGAGCUCGCCGUCGAGAUCGAGUUCUUCGGCGGCGAGGAGUGCACCGCCGGCACGUGCCUCGUCAACGCGUCCUGGUACACGUACAGCGUCGAGCGCUUCUUCUCCCGGCCGCUCGUCUACGACGUGACGUGCGCGGACGGCUUCCUCGCCUUCACGACCCAGGACACGUUCAAGCGCAGCGACGCCCAGGCCGGCACCUUCCAGGUCUACGACGCGGCCGACGACCUCGUCGUCGACGCCGUCGCGUUCUCCUACGUCGCGCACUGGCGGCCCACGUACCUCAACGCGUCCAUCGGCGCGACCGCGGGCUUCGCCGGCCACCUCGUCGUCGCCAACGCCUUCGGCACGAACCGCACCGUCGCGUUCUCCUGCGCCUCCUGA